Dovyalis caffra is the source of this 1209-nucleotide messenger RNA. The record is from the annotation of a GenBank genome assembly. NCBI's taxonomy places the organism in Eukaryota, Viridiplantae, Streptophyta, Magnoliopsida, Malpighiales, Salicaceae.
AUGAAGAUUUUUGUGAAGACUUUGAAAGGCAGUACUUUUGACGUCGAAGUUAAACCUGAAGACAAGGUUGCUGAUGUUAAAAAGAAAAUAGAAACAGCUCAAGGUUCAGCUGUUUAUCCUGCUGAACAGCAAAUGCUUAUUCAUCAGGGGAAAGUUCUUAAAGAUGACACCACUUUGGAUGAAAAUAAAGUUGCUGAAAAUAGUUUUGUUGUUAUCAUGUUAUCGAAGACAAAGAGCUCAUCCGGUGAGAGUUCAACUGCAUCAACUGCUCCGACCCCUAAGGCACCUACAACAAGUGCCUUGGCAGCAACAGCUCCUCAAGCUCCCACAGUGGCUGCUGCACCGCCAACAUCUUCUCCUUCCCCUACUCCUGCUCCGGCUCCGGCUCCAACUCCGGCUCCUGUUCCGGCUCCUUCAUAUAAUGUGGCGUCAGAGUCUGAUGUAUAUGGCCAAGCUGCAUCUACUCUUGUUGCGGGAAAUAACUUGGAGGGAGCAGUCCAGCAAAUUCUUGAUAUGGGUGGAGGUACUUGGGAUAGAGACACUGUUGUUCGUGCUCUUCGCGCUGCUUACAAUAAUCCAGAGAGAGCUGUUGAAUAUUUAUAUACUGGUAUCCCAGAACAAGCAGAAGCUCCUCCCGUGGCUCCAGUCCCUGUAAGCGGGCAAGCUCCUGCAGCCCAGCCUCAGCAGCCGUCAACACAACCAGCUGCAGUUCCUUCUGGUGGACCAAAUGCAAAUCCUUUAGAUCUCUUCCCGCAGGGCCUUCCCAACGUGGGUUCAGGGGCUGCUGGAGCAGGAACUCUUGAUUUUUUGAGGAACAGCCAACAGUUCCAAGCCUUGCGAGCUAUGGUGCAGGCUAACCCACAGAUACUGCAGCCUAUGCUUCAAGAACUGGGAAAACAAAAUCCUCACUUAAUGAGGCUUAUUCAAGAGCACCAGGAUGAUUUUCUCCGCCUGAUCAAUGAACCUGUUGAAGGUGGAGAGGGGAAUGUAUUGGGGCAGCUUGCUUCAGCUAUGCCACAAGCAGUAACAGUCACGCCCGAGGAGCGCGAAGCAAUAGAACGUCUUGUUUUGCCAUCCUUCCACUCAUUUCAGCUUGAAGCUAUGGGUUUUGAUCGUGCACUUGUAUUGGAGGUAUUCUUUGCCUGCAACAAGAAUGAGGAGCUGGCUGCCAACUACCUCUUAGAUCACAUGCAUGAGUUUGAGGAUUGA